Molecule: messenger RNA, 4842 nt
Organism: Mus caroli (Ryukyu mouse)
Lineage: Eukaryota; Metazoa; Chordata; Mammalia; Rodentia; Muridae
Gene: Slco4c1
Product: solute carrier organic anion transporter family member 4C1
Biological process (GO): sodium-independent organic anion transport; transmembrane transport
Cellular component (GO): basolateral plasma membrane
Molecular function (GO): protein binding
Source: RefSeq, a predicted model, not a curated record
GAAACCAGCCUUUGCCGAUCACACAGGAGUCUAGAGAACCUUUCUUGACCAUGCAGGGCUCCAAAGGAAUCGAGAACCCGGCUUUCGUCCCUUCCAGCCCAGGCACCCCACGCCGUGCGUCUGCUUCGCCCUCCCAGGUGGAGGUCUCUGCUGUGGCCUCCAGGAAUCAGAAUGGGGGUUCGCAGGCUCGGGAAUCUGAGGAGCCUCAGAAGUCAACUGAGCCAUCCCCGACUUCUUCGAAUCCCCCAGCUUCUGAUGAGCCGCCGGGGUCACAGCUAAGCGAGCUUGAGGAGGGACCUUGCGGGUGGAGGGGCUUUCACCCCCAGUGUCUACAGCGCUGCAACACCCCCCAAGGCUUUUUGCUUCACUACUGUCUCUUAGCCCUAACGCAAGGUAUCGUAGUAAACGGCCUGGUAAACAUUAGCAUCUCCACCAUUGAGAAGCGCUAUGAAAUGAAAAGCUCACUGACAGGCCUGAUAUCAUCAAGCUACGACAUCUCCUUUUGCGUGUUAUCUCUAUUUGUGUCUUUCUUUGGGGAGAGAGGACACAAGCCUCGCUGGCUCGCCUUUGCAUCCUUUAUGAUAGGACUGGGAGCGCUGGUGUUUUCCUUACCACACUUCUUCAGUGGAAGAUAUGAACUGGGAUCCAUUUUUGAAGAUACGUGCUUAACAAGGAACAGUACCAGAUGUUCAUCUUCAACCUCCCGGCUUUCUAACUACUUCUAUGUCUUUGUCCUGGGACAAUUGUUGCUGGGGACCGGAGGAACUCCGCUCUACACCCUAGGGACAGCCUUUAUUGAUGACUCUGUGCCCACACACAAAUCUUCUCUCUAUAUAGGUAUUGGCUAUUCUAUGUCAAUCCUAGGCCCUGCCAUUGGAUAUGUGUUGGGUGGACAGCUGUUGACAAUGUACAUUGAUAUUGCUCUGGGACAAAGUUCUGAUCUGACUGAGGAUGAUCCCCGGUGGCUGGGGGCUUGGUGGAUUGGAUUCCUUUUAGCUUGGCUCUUUGCUUGGUCUUUGAUAAUGCCUUUCUCCUGUUUUCCAAAGCAUUUACCAGGGACAGCAAAAAUUCAAGCUGGCAAAACUUCCCAGACUCAUCAAAAUAAUAGUACUUCCUUCCAACAUACGGAUGAAAAUUUUGGAAAAAGUAUUAAAGAUUUUCCAACUGCUGUAAAGAAUUUGAUGAGGAAUACAGUCUUUAUAUGUUUAGUUCUAUCAACUACUUCUGAAGCAUUAAUUACUACGGGAUUUGCCACAUUUUUACCUAAAUUUAUAGAAAAUCAAUUUGGAUUGACAUCGAGCUUUGCAGCCACUCUUGGAGGGGCUGUUUUAAUUCCUGGAGCUGCUCUUGGUCAAAUCUUAGGUGGUGUUCUUGUUUCAAAAUUCAAAAUGAAGUGUAAAAAUACAAUGAAGUUUGCCUUAUGUACAUCUGGAGUAGCACUUGUGCUGAGUUUUGUAUUUAUUUAUGCAAAAUGUGAAAAUGAGCCAUUUGCUGGUGUGUCUGACUCAUAUAAUGGAACAGGAGAAAUGGGGAAUUUGACUGCACCUUGUAAUGCCAACUGCAACUGUUUGCGGUCCUACUAUUACCCACUCUGUGGAAGUGAUGGAAUCCAGUAUUUUUCUCCCUGCUUUGCAGGUUGCUUAAACUCAGUUUCAAACAGGAAACCCAAGGUAUAUUAUAAUUGUUCCUGUAUAGAAAGGAAAAUCACUUCUACUGCAGAAAGUACUGAUUUUGAAGCUAAAGCUGGAAAAUGUAGAACUCGGUGUUCAAACUUGCCCAUAUUUCUUGGCAUUUUCUUCAUUACAGUUAUCUUUACCUUUAUGGCAGGCACUCCUAUAACUGUGUCUAUAUUAAGGUGUGUUAAUCACAGACAUCGGUCUCUAGCAUUGGGAGUGCAGUUCAUGCUUCUUCGCUUGUUAGGCACAAUACCUGGGCCAAUUAUAUUUGGUGUCAUAAUAGACAGCACAUGUGUUCUGUGGGAUGUCAAUGAAUGUGGAAUAAAAGGAGCAUGUUGGAUUUAUGAUAACAUCAAGAUGGCACAUAUGCUGGUAGCUAUAAGUGUUACUUGUAAAGUUAUCACCAUAUUCUUCAAUGGACUUGCGAUUGUUCUCUAUAAACCACCGCCCCCAGGAACAGAGGUAUCAUUUCAAAGUCAGAAUGUCAUUGUGUCUACUAUUUCGGUCGAAGAGGAUCUAAACAAAGCAGAAAAUGAAGGGUGAAAAGGAGGAGGAGAUUGUCUUGGAGAACUGGCUCCUGCCUGUAAGAACAGACUGUGCCAAGGCACCAUUGUCUAGUUUGUGUAGACCAUGGUGUGAAGCCCAUGUUCCAGAACUGAGGUGAUCAUUGCCUAGGUACAGAGUCCUAAUUUUGUUAAAACAAACAACAACAAAAUAAACAAAAACAAAAAACCCCACAAAAAACACAAAGGUUCAUGCCUCUAAAGUUCACCAAAAGCCUCAAACCACUCACAUUUUUAUUUAUUUCCAUUGUCAACCUAUGAAAACACCAAGGAAUAACAAGGAUAAUUGCCAACAACACAUACUUUAAACUUUAUGCUUCUAAAUACAGGUAUGCACAUACACAAAGUAAAAUGUCUGUUUUUAUUUCUUUUGUUUUCUGUAAGACAGGGCUCACAUACCCCAAUAGCUCAGGAACUCAGGUAGCUAAAGAUGACCUGUGACAUCUGAUUCUCCUGGAGUUACAUCUCAUACACUGAGGUUACAAGUCUGUGUUACCACCAUUGGCUCACACCGUCAUAUUUUAAUCCUUUCAUUGCUGAUUGAUUGAGCUUAUUUGAGAUGUUUACAGCACAAAAAUUUAAGCUAAGGAAAUUUAUGUAAUGCUUUUGGGGAUGAGUUAUUUAAAACUCACUUUACAGUGUAGGUUUUAUAUCUCCUUCUGAUCAUAUAUUUUCACAGUAAAUUACUUAACUGAUAGAAUGUAGGGUAGUUAUCUUUUUUGUGUCCUACUACCCUACAGCCUCAGAAAUCUCAGCAUCAACUACACAUUUUCAAUUUAGAAUAAGAAUUCUAGGAGGCAAUUUGUUAAUGUUAUUGACUUUUAACACUAAAACUUACGACUGUGAUAGUAUUGUUCAAUUGCCUAUUUUCAGAGAAAAGAACCAGCUUCAAUGAUGAAAAGUGCCAAGUAGACAUGACAAGAUGUCAUAAUGCACUAUUGACAAAUGUUUGUUUAUCAAGUCCUUUAAAUUUUAUUUUACAAACUAAUCACCUAGCCCAUUAAUUACAUUAACAUAAGCAGAGUUUCAUUUAAUAGGCGUCACGUAUUGUUAUUUAGUGAAAGUUUGAAUUCAAUGACGUGAUUACUUGAAGCUUCAGUAUUUUGUACACCUUACAUCAUAGUAACUAAACUCCAUUUGUGUAGGCUCCUGACAAAUUUACUUAAAAUACUGAAAGUGUUGGUCAUUGAGCAUCAACAAAAAAUUGACUAUUGUGAAAACUAUUUCUAAUUAAUAGAAGUAUUACAUGGCUAAGGAUCUAGCUGAGUUCAAAUUCUAAAUUUCGGUCCUGAAAAGAUCUAUUCAAAACUAAGGAGGUGAUUAUAUUUGUGUUGUUUUUACAAAUCAAAUCUUCUACUUUAAUUAGUUUCCCUAGCCAACCAGCCCACACCCCAUACCACCCAUGUUAGCUCUUUAUGAGUUUCAUGAAUCAGGUUCUCCAUCAGGGCAGCACAAGUCCAGAAAAAAGACCUGGAAAACUCUAGAAUUCACAGAAAACUCUAGAAUUCACAGAAUUUACAUUGCUGUGUCUGGUGGCAAUCUAUGUGUGGCCCAUGACUUCAGUACCUGGGAACUCUUAUAAGCUGAAAUUCAAGAAGGAGGAGGGAUGAGCUAGGAGUUAGACUCACAAGCCUCUUCAAUAUUCAAAUAUUAGAGGGGUCAGUCUCAGGAAACUGAGGGUUAGACCUACUUGUCUCAGGAACUUACAUACCAAAAAUCAUUUUGAAAAAAUAUAGCCAAAAUUCAGGUAUUUGGGAAGCCAACACUUCCAUCAAGCAAGGGGACAGCACAAGAAAGACAGGGAAAGCCACAGGAUACCUUGGAUGAGAAUAUUCCUCCCCACUUUCUGGGCACAUCUUAAAUACUGCCUCCAUUGUGACCAAGGGUAAUAGGAGUCAGAUUUUCUACAAUCCCAUGUGCAGAAGCAUGGCACCCCGUGGAAUAGGAUAAGCUAAUGCAAUCCUGAGAAGCUUAGCGAUAGAACCAUGAAAUAAGAACAAGAAAGAAAAUAAGAAGUCUGCACAGGCAGAGGAGUAUAUGGUCCCUUAGGGAGAAGAAACAAAACAAUUCCAAACAUAUUGUCUGAUGAAUAGGACAGUAGAGAAUUGGUCUCCAUAAUGAUUAGUGUUCAUCAAAAGGACAUUGUCUCCAGUUUACUCAGUUUAGAUAUAUUCCUUUCACACUUUUUAAGCAAACUUGCAAGAGAAAAUUGCUAAAGGGAACCAAUAAUUUUGGCACUCAGAUAUACAUAUUUAGAAAGAAUACCUCCACUUGGAAUAAAGUGAACACACUACUGUAAUCUUCCAUUUGUAAAUUCAUGCAUAUUAUAUGUGUUGGUUUGCAGCUUUUAGAAUAUAUUUUCAUGAUAUGUGCUUGCCACAGCUUAUAAUUAUUUCAAAAUCACUUUCAGGUGUACCUGCUGUAAUUUUGUACAUAAUUGAAUCUAUCUUAAAAUUUCUUAUAUUUUGAUUUUCUUAACUGCGGAAAAUAAAAAUAUAAAACUCUUUCUUAACCAUGGGAAAAUUGUAUACAUUUGACUUUGCUAUGUAAAUUGGAAGAAAUAUAAAUAAAAUGUAGACCUAUUUUCUUUGUUGCAAACAACU